AGAAAGAAAAUGGAAUCCUGAGAUCGUACUUAGUGAAAUCGAUCGUUUUUGCUGUACUUCUUAGAAAAAAACAGUCGUCUCGUCUGGUCAUAUUGGUGCUUACAUCCCCGAUCAGCAAGUGGAUCUUACUGAAAGUUGGAGAGCAUCUUGUAGAACAACCUUCUUCCCUCCUAGAUCAAUGGAAGGGUCUGACAAUGUUGAGCAGGGUGGCAGUGACCAGCCAGAGUCACAGCGCAGAAGGCAGCUGGAUCGCCUGGACAGAGAAGAAGCCUUCUACCAGUUUGUCAACAAUCUCAGUGACGAGGACUAUCGUCUCAUGAGAGAUAACAACCUUUUGGGAAAUCCAGGAGAGGUGACCGAAGAUGAAUUGUUUAGUAGACUACAACAAAUCAAAGAUGGUCCGGAGCAACAGAAUAAUAACCCAAGCACUGAAAGUCAGGAAGAUCAAGUUGAACAACCGGAGAGCUCUGAAGACCCUCCUGGCGGUGAUAGCCUCUUGGACUGGCUAAACACAGUGCGCCGCACCGGCAACACAACCAGAACUGGUCAUCGUGGAAACCAGUCAUGGCGGGCUGUCAGCCAGACCAACCCAAACAGUGGUGAUUUUCGCUUCAGUUUGGAGAUAAGCGUGAACCGCAAUCUGGCUGAACAGCAAGCAGCUGCUGAAGGGGAGCAGGAGCCCGCUGAGCAGUCCCCUGAAGUUCCUCCAGAAGUUGUUGCAAAUCCUGAACCACCAGUACCUAUGGAGACAGACGUAGUGGAAGAACAGGUUGUAGAAGAACUUGCUGUCAUUGUGGAGCCAGAACCUGAACCUGAACCUGAACCAGAACCUGAACCAGAACCUGAACCUGAACCAGAACCAGAACCUGAACCAGAACCUGAACCUGAGCUAGAAGAGGCUGUUUUGCCAGAGGUUGAGAGGGAACCUCCCAGCCCAGCUGCAGCUCCGCCAGAACAAGCUCCACCUUGUUCUUCUCCACGUAGAGGACAAAGACGAGCCCGCAGCCGUAGCCCAGAACCACGCAGGACUAGGGCCAGGUUAGCCAGAAGUCGCUCUCCACUCAGUUUGGAUCAGCUUGAUGGUCUACCUAAUCCACGACAUCCAUACACCUCGAUAAGCCCCAGUUCUUCCACAGAUGCCCCCUCUGUUCCUCAAGUAGAGGGCAGUUCUCGGACUCGACAACAUAUACUUUCAAGGCAAAAUCUGGUUGACGGUGAUUUUGGUCCGCCACCCAGGGCUGAGGCCGAACUGGUACCAGAGGGCCAGCCCGUUGGAUCUCAGGAAAGCGAGUCUACUGGGGUUGAAGGAGGUGCAGCAGGACGACGUCCCCCAACUAUAAUGCUCGAUCUCCAGGUGCGUCGCGUGCGGCCAGGCGAAUAUCGACAAAGGGACAGCAUCGCCAGCCGGACCCGGUCGCGCUCCCAGAACUCCAACAACACAUUUCUUUACGAGAGUGAGCGUGGUGGGUUUCGCAGGACCUUCUCGCGCUCUGAGCGUGCUGGUGUGAGGACCUACGUCAGCACUAUUCGAAUCCCUAUUCGAAGAAUUUCAGACGCAGGUUUGGGAGAAGCAACCUCCAUGGCUCUGCAGUCUAUGAUCAGGCAAAUCAUGACAGGCUUUGGUGAACUAGGCUACCUCAUGGAUUCAGACUCGGAUUCUUCAGAUUCAACCCGUGGAACCAGCACGCCUGCAGACUUGGAAACCCUCAACAAUCCAGAGGCAAAUAACGUGGACGCCCCUGCUGCUGAUGUCGAUGAACAACCGGUGGCUGCCGGAGUCAGGGGGAGGACAGUUGAGACUGAAGCGGACGAGGGCCUUGCCACUGGGCCUCAGGGUUCUGGUGGCAGGGCUCGACCCAGACCCCCCAUCAACCUAGAGGAGCCCAGCUCAUUGCCCUUCCUUCGACUCGCUCACUUCUUCCUUUUGAACGACGACGACGACGACCAGCCUCAGGGGCUGACCAAAGAACAGAUCGACAACCUCUCCAUGCGCAGCUUUGGGGAGAGUGACGCUUUGAAGACCUGCAGCGUCUGCAUAACGGAGUACGCUGAGGGCAACAAACUGCGCAAGCUUCCCUGUUCCCACGAAUACCACGUGCACUGCAUUGACCGCUGGCUGUCUGAAAACUCCACGUGUCCCAUCUGCCGCAGAGCUGUCCUAGUGUCAGCCAACCGAGAGAGUGUCAUAUGAGUUUUAAAAGACGACAAGGCCCCACCCCCAAACUAAGAAAUAAACUCAAAUUAAAUGUUUUGAACAGAUGUUUCCACAGCUGGUUUUGUUUUUACAUUAAUGAUGGUAACAUUACAGGUUUAAUACGGGGUACUUCAUCUUUUGACAUCAAGACAUAUUCUCUCUAGUUCGAUCUUCACUGCUGCUUUAGAUCAAGCAGAGCAUGCUGUCGAUUAAUGAAAGCAACGCCGCCUGCUCUUACUGAUGGAUGCUGCACACCUUCCAGCUAGUUCAGAGAUCUGUUUUUGUCUUAAACCCCAAGUAGCACCUGCAACAUGUUUUAAGUUGAACUUAGAGGCACAGUUUUUAAGUAACACCAGUUCAAAGUAUUAGCUGUAAAUAUGCUUGUAAAAAUAAUUGCAACUCUUUCUUUGUAUCAGUAAAUUGGUUUUGGAUUGUAAAUGACCCG
Nematolebias whitei (Rio pearlfish) is the source of this 2639-nucleotide messenger RNA. RefSeq names its product ring finger protein, LIM domain interacting (gene rlim). Lineage: Eukaryota; Metazoa; Chordata; Actinopteri; Cyprinodontiformes; Rivulidae. Gene Ontology annotation, cellular component: cytoplasm; nucleoplasm. The record is from RefSeq and is a predicted model, not a curated record. Bases 179 to 2191 code for a protein of 670 amino acids. Gene Ontology annotation, biological process: random inactivation of X chromosome; ubiquitin-dependent protein catabolic process; protein ubiquitination. The transcript is spliced from 4 exons. Gene Ontology annotation, molecular function: ubiquitin protein ligase activity.